Messenger RNA from Ascochyta rabiei, 969 nucleotides. RefSeq names its product DNA-(apurinic or apyrimidinic site) lyase. Gene Ontology annotation, biological process: base-excision repair. The transcript has a single exon. The coding region runs from base 1 to 969 and encodes 322 amino acids. NCBI's taxonomy places the organism in Eukaryota, Fungi, Ascomycota, Dothideomycetes, Pleosporales, Didymellaceae. Gene Ontology annotation, molecular function: catalytic activity. The record is from RefSeq and is a predicted model, not a curated record.
AUGCAGACUAGGUCCGCUCGUUCAGGCGUUGCUAACGCCGCAAAGGGUGGCAUUACGAAGUCUCGAAAGAUGGCGGUCCCACGACGACGUAGCGCAGUGAUCAGUACUAAUGCUGCUGUCAGCAGCACCAAUAAGUCAAAGACUGGCUCGAUAUCAAUCACGAAAGGCAACCCGAGUAGCGUUUCACCGACUAUUAAGACGACCACCGGCGACACGAAAUACAAAACAUGGUUCAAACAUGCUCAUUUCUCGCCCUUCCCAAACUUCGAAAGUCCAACUGAGGAGCAGUGUCGCCGAACACACGAAAUUCUGGAGCAGAUGCACGGCGAUACCGUGCGCAAAAACUUUGCAGAAAUGUCUAACCCGGAGCAACACUACCCUCAUGUUAUGGACGCUCUGGUGGUCGCACAGCUCAGCCAAGCCACAGCCUGGUCUAAUGCACAACGCGCCAUGAGGAACAUGGCCAACGUAUACGGGUCGACUUUUGCUUAUCAAAAAAUUCUCGAUGGCGGGGUUGAGAAGCUCCAGGACGCCCUCAGACCUGGCGGCAUGCAGAACCGAAAAGCUAAGAUGUUGACGAAGCUGUUACUUGACGUUAAGGAACGACAUGGAAAUUGGGAUCUUGACUUCUUGUUCAAGCUCAGCAACGAAGACGCCAUGAAAGAGGUUCUGCAGUACCAUGGUAUAGGGCCCAAGUCUGCUUUCUGCUUGCUGAGCAUCUGUUUGCAGAGGCAGAGCUUCGCUGUCGACACACACAUCUACCGGAUUACGGGUCUGUGGGGCUGGAGGCCAAAAAAUGCCAGUCGGGAGAAGGCGCAGAGUCAUUUGGACGCGAAGAUCCCUUCCGAGCUUAAGUUUGCUCUGCAUUACUUAUUCAUCGUGCAUGGCAGGGAGUGCCCGGUAUGUCGCGGCAACGGGAAUGUGUUAGCAGAGUGUGAAUUCGAGCGGCUGUACAGCAAGAGAGCUUGA